Molecule: messenger RNA, 1362 nt
Organism: Exophiala aquamarina CBS 119918
Lineage: Eukaryota; Fungi; Ascomycota; Eurotiomycetes; Chaetothyriales; Herpotrichiellaceae
Exons: 3
Coding region: 1-1362 (453 amino acids)
Molecular function (GO): heme binding; monooxygenase activity; iron ion binding
Source: RefSeq, a predicted model, not a curated record
AUGAUCGGAGGAAUAGAUCUUCUCAAUGACCCAAGUGGCCUCUCUCUGCUGAUCGGUCUCUUCGUGUGUGUACUUGUCCUAUAUCGAAUCUACAUUGUGGUAUACAAUCUGUAUUUUCAUCCACUUGCUCAAGUACCUGGACCCAAGCUAUACGCAGCAUCAAAUAUCCCUUACGCGCUUGGACUAUGUAAAGGCACUAUUUGGUUUGAUAUCAAGCGCUUUCAUGAUAAAUACGGGCCCGUUGUCCGAUAUGCACCGAACGAUGUCUCUUUCACAACAGCUGACGCCUGGAAAGAGAUCUACGGCCACAAAAAGGCGGGUGAUCCAAACUUUCCAAAAGAUCGUCGACUAUACCGCGAGGGCAAGACAAACACUGCAAGCAUUCUUGUUGCCAACGAUACCGACCAUUCUCGUGUGCGGCGCUUGGUUUCUCAUGCUUUCUCCGAGAAAGCGCUACGUGGACAAGAAGAUAUUAUGCAAAGCUAUGUGUCUCUACUAAUCCGGCGACUGCAGUCACACGCAGCGUCUUCUAACCCUGUAGUUGACAUGAACAAAUGGUACAAUUUCACGACCUUCGACUUGAUUGGCGACUUGGCUUUUGGAGAACCCUUUGGAUGUCUUAAAAGCGAGGGCUAUCACCCGUGGGUAGCCAUGAUCUUUGGCGGAUUCAAGUUAUCAGCAUUCAAUCAAGCACGAAAACGAUUUCCCUGGCUUAUGCCUGCCACCAAAUAUUUGCUGCCCAGCAAAUUAAUCAAAGCUCAAAUGGAGCACUUCUCUCUUAGUUUUUCCAAGGCACGCCAACGAGCCAUGGGCGGCUUCAAGUAUCGCGAGGACUUCAUGUCAUAUAUCCUGCGGCACAAUGACGAAGAUGGCAGGGGAUUGACCCCCGAUGAGAUAGGAGAGAAUUCAAAUAUUCUUAUCGUUGCUGGUAGUGAGACCACAUCAUCUCUUUUGGCCGGAACUACAUACUAUCUAUUGAAGAACCCCGAGAGUCUCAAACGAUUGACAACCGAAAUCCGGUCGGCAUUCGAAAAGGAAGACGACAUUAAUCUUGUCAGCGUGGCGCAGCUCAAGUAUCUCCUCGCCUGUCUCGAUGAGGGACUACGUCUAUACCCGCCGGUACCAUCUGCUUUGGGCCGUGAUGUGCCAAAAGGUGGACACUACAUCGAAGGAUAUUUCAUUCCAGAGCAGACAACAGUUGCGGUCAUUCAUUGGCCUGCAUAUCACUCUGAGAGGAAUUUUCACCUUGCAGAUGAGUUCCGCCCUCAACGAUGGUUGGGAGAUCCAAGUUUCGAUUCAGACAGCAAAGACGUGCUGCAACCCUUUCAGUUUGGUCCUCGAAACUGCCUUGGGAAAAAGUAA